This is a messenger RNA of Xyrauchen texanus (razorback sucker), 1555 nucleotides long. RefSeq names its product protein POLR1D-like. The record is from RefSeq and is a predicted model, not a curated record. Lineage: Eukaryota; Metazoa; Chordata; Actinopteri; Cypriniformes; Catostomidae. The transcript is spliced from 3 exons. The coding region runs from base 256 to 705 and encodes 149 amino acids.
AAAAAGAGAUCGUAGUGCAUACCGCCAGCGUCUUAAGAUUACAAUUUAAACAUUCUUAAAUUCGUACAACAAUACAGAAGCUGCUAUAUUUAUAUUUCUUACGUUUUCCUCUCAUACUUAUGACCAGGAUAGACGUUGUGUUGUUUUUAGAUAGUCUUGCGGGGUCCUUCUGUUUAGGGUGUUCGAGAAUAAAACAUAACAACAACAACUAGCAAGCUUAGCUGUAAUGCAAUAUAUUUGAUAGUUGAGUAAAUCAUGGAUGAUAGUGAACUAGAGAGGAAGGCAGUGGAGGAGCUCCUUAAAGAGGCUAAUAGAGCAAAAGUCCGUGCAGAGACAAUGGGCCCUGCUGGGUGGAUAAAGUGUCCACUGGGAAGUACCAACAAGCGUUUCUUGCUGAACACACUUCGUUCCACUGUUCUGAUGGGUCAGCCUAAAAACCAGGGCACUUCCGAGAGAGGCAGAGAUGGACAUAGGUACAACAGAGAGUGUGAAAAACAUCGCAUCAAAGACUGUGAAGAGUGCAGUCAUAGAAAAGACAGUCACUCUGAUUGUCAUUCAUCAAAACACGAUUCCUCCUCACGCAAGGAUUCAUCAUCCAGAAACCAGCAGUACCUCUCCAGGAAGUCAAAUAGGACUCGAUCUCGUUCACCUGUCAGGGAGAGAUCUGCAGCUGUCCAAAAACACUAUGACAGAAGGAAAAAAUGAUGUAGCAUUCUAUGGAGAGUGUAAUAUUUGUCAACAACAUACAUGAGAUCAUUACCAUCUGUCCAAAGUGUCCAUGUCUUCAUUGUUAAGCUCAGUCGACAGCAUUUGUGGCGUGACGUUGAUUACCACAAAAAUAAUGACUGGUCCUUCUUUAUUUAAAAAAAAAAGCAAAAAUCUUGAGGCACUUACAAUAGAAGUGAUUAGGGCCAAUCAAUAAACAUAAAAAUAUUCACUAUUUCUAAAGUUUAACCACAAGACAUAAACAAUAUGUGUGUUAACGUGAUUUUAGUGUGAUAAAUUCACUCACUAACCUUUUCUGUGUAAAGUUAUAACUAAUUUUACAAUUUUGUUCCCAUGACAACAACGUAACACAGUAAACGCUAAAAUUACGAUCAUUUGAACAACUUAACACAAAUAAUACACAAGUCUUAACAGAAUAAUUAAUGUAGGCCUAAGUGCUUUUAUAAAGUGACAAGUUUCUAAUUUCUGUGGUUAAACACUCCAAAAAAUUGCCCCCAUUUGCUUCUAUUAUAAGUAGGCUACAUUAGGCCUACUGUAGCGUUUUUUCUUUUUGCCCUGUUUUUAAGAAAAGCAAAUGUUAUCGAUUGAACCCGGAACAUUAAUUAAUGUAAUGUGGACAAUGUCACAUUGUUUAUGAUAGUUUUUUAAACAUCUAGAAAGUGAUUAUGUUAUUUCACGUACUUGACCAGCACAAAACAUGAUAUUCUUAAUAAAAACGUGUUUACUCUGGUAAUAUAAGCCAUAUGUUCUUAUGUAGGCCUAUAGUUUGUCAUUAAAAGCCUGUAUUAACAGUUUUAAUUUAACAUUUGGCCAAUAAACACAAGUUUUU